AUGGGCUGCUCCCAGAUCAUCAAGGGUUCAGGCCUGGAGCAGGCCUCAGAUGGACAGGAGAACUCAGAGAUGGACACAUUUCAGGAGAAUGCCGAACCCAUUGGCAUUAACGCAGAUCCAUAUCCUGGGCAGGUACAGAACCAAUCACAUGUGGUAAAGCCUGCCACUCCUGUCAAGAAGCAUGGAGGGUCAGUUGGCACCCUGAUUCCUGGGUCAGAAGCCUGGCCAGCUUCUGAAACGCUCAUCAGCAAGCCCCUUUGCAUGUCCCAGGCAGCAAGUAACACUUCUGUCAGCCUCAGGGGCCUCAGGGCAUUCAUCUCCUCCUUGCUGGCUCUUCCUUCUCCGAGUCUCCUGGCUGUGACCACGCUGGCUCUGAGCCCUGUGGCUCUGACCUUCCUGUGGAGACACAAGCUGUGGCAAGAGUGCCACCAUCUGCAGCUGGCUAACAUCCUGCUCUCAGAUCUGUCGUACAUUUUCUUCCACAUGCUCUUCUCCUCUAGCAAUCUGGGCAGCUGGGCCCUGGGCUAUGUCACUUGUGAUGUUCUUCUCACAGACUCUAUUUUCACUGCCUACUCCAGAACCAUCUUGUCUUUCAUGGGUACUGUGCUGCAUACUUACCUGGCAGUCACUCAUCCUCUAUACUACCUCUUCUUCAUGUCCUGUGAGACUGCCCGGAAAGUGGUGGCCCUCAUCUGGCUGGUGGCCUGCUUCUUCCCCACAUUUCUCACUUGGCAGCAAGAUGCCAUGUUGGAAGAAUGAAGGGCCUCAGGCAUCCUGUAGCUGAGCCUGAGCACCAAGUUGGGCCAUGGCCCCCUGGUCACUGUCACCCACUCCUGAAUCUUGUGCAAUCUUUUUCUAUGCACAGCUAUCACCUACUGCUUCUGGAGGAUCUAUGCAGAGUCCAGGGAUUCAGGCAUCUGGGUGCAGAGCUGUUCCUGGGAUAGGGAGCUGCUUAUCCACUCAGUGCUAAUCACACUGUGUGUUAACCCCAUGGUCGUGUUUCCCCUGGACAAGUACCACCACAUUGAAGCCAGGACUUAUGUGCUCACAACAGCCAGCAGCGAGGUGCUCAUGGUGCUUCCUUAUGCUGUGUUCCCAUACCUGUACACACUCUGCCACUGGGGGCUGCUGGGGAUGGUCUGGGGCCACUUCUCAUCCAGGAGGCACAGUGAUAUCAUCACUAUUUCUCAGAUUACAGACUUUACAGUCUAGCAGGCUGAGGUUCAGGAGUAUAUAGUGGAUGCAUCAGCAUCCAAUUAUGGCCAGUUCUUCCAAACUGUGAAGUGUAGUUGUGCAACAAGACC
Molecule: messenger RNA, 1304 nt
Organism: Hipposideros armiger (great roundleaf bat)
Lineage: Eukaryota; Metazoa; Chordata; Mammalia; Chiroptera; Hipposideridae
Gene: GPR148
Product: G protein-coupled receptor 148
Biological process (GO): detection of chemical stimulus involved in sensory perception of smell
Cellular component (GO): membrane
Molecular function (GO): olfactory receptor activity; odorant binding
Source: RefSeq, a predicted model, not a curated record